AUGAGUCAAAGGUAUUGUGACAAUGAAGAUCAAUGUGAAGUUUUAGAGAACUCCAUUAAAGGAACAACAACUUAUGUGGAACCCAUAACUCCUAUCUGUAAUACAGAGAGUGGAAUCAUUGCACUGUCUCCACUAUGUGACCACUACAAUGAUCACAUGAGGAUUGAUUCUCUUACUACUUGUUCCGACGAAGAGAUCGUCGAGUCUUUGUAUCAAAACGUCUUCAGUUUAGUUCUCCGUCUUCAAAUAGAGGAGUCAAGCAAUGGUUCACACACACCCUGCCCUGGAGCUCCCAUGAAGCUUACCAAAAUUUCGAGAAACAUCGAUUCAGGAUUCCAGAGAAAACUCUUCUGA
Messenger RNA from Arabis nemorensis, 354 nucleotides. The record is from the annotation of a GenBank genome assembly. NCBI's taxonomy places the organism in Eukaryota, Viridiplantae, Streptophyta, Magnoliopsida, Brassicales, Brassicaceae.